AUGGCGUCGGGUGCCAUUUCAAUGGAGUCAAAGAGAAUAACAGAUUUACGAGUUAUAGAUCUCAAAUCUGAACUCAAGCGAAGGAAUUUAGAUGUCGCUGGUGUGAAGAAUGUUCUAAUUGCCAGACUGAAACAGGUAACGAGCUUAAUUUAUUUUUACAUGGCGAACUCAAAGCUGACGACCGCUAGCUAAUGUUAGCUACCAAACAGUUGUGGUACGAAUUUGAUUGAUUGAGGCCGUCCCCAACGGCUGCCAGAUAGAUAGUUUAGCUACUGGUUUGCUAUUCAACUUGUUAUGGAAUUAAUAUGUAUCUAUGUACAGCUUGCUAUUUUCGUAGUUGCCAACUAAGACCGUAAGCCUGCUAGCUAACGUUACCGUUGGCUGCUGACUUGUUUUCCAAUUGCGGUACUGCGUGCACGCGGCCUGGCUUUGUAGCGUCAGGUUGACAAGGUAGCCCACAAUCCUGCAUCGAUGCAGCCGAUGUGGGGGCGUUGCAAGCUAGCUGGCCAUGACAUCGAUCGCAUUCAGGAUGUACACAGCUAACUCGCUGCUUACAUGUCUCCUUUAGAAAACUAGGUUACUUUAGGCCCACGGACAUCCCAACGUUAACUAGCUAACUAAUUUCGGAAAUACCUUGAUCAGAGUUAACUAACGUUUAUAAUUCAAAUCAAAAAUCUAAUUUGAUUUGUCACAUGCGCCGAAUAAAACAGGUGUAGACCUUACCGUGAAAUGCUUACUUACAAGGAAGGCCUUAACCAACAAUUCAGUUUUAAGAAAAAUAAGAGUUAAGAAAAUAUUUACUAAAUAAACUAAAGUAUUAUUAUUUUUUACAUAUAAUUAACUAUAAUCUGGCUUUACAGGCGACGUUGAUAUGGCAAAUCUCCUUUAAACCCAGGAAGCAGCCAUUCAACUUGCAAUCACCAGCUUUUCAAGUUAAAUGAUGUAAAAAUACGGUAGUUACUCACGAAAUAAGCCGGUAUGUAGGUUUCCGCUAGAUAGCACAAGCCACAAAAUGGUAUAUAUCAUAAACAUUAAUGAAAACAAAAAUGAUAUUUUUGGUCUUAAUUUAGAGCAGUGGAGGUUCCUCAAAGGAGGAAGGGGAGGGCCAUCCAAAGUGAAUUUCAUAAAAAUAGUGAAACAUUAGUUAUCAUUUUAAAGUAAAACUAUACUAAAUAUAUUCACAUGUCACCAAAUAAUUGAUUAAAACACAUUGUUUUGGAAUGGUCUACAGUAGCUUCAACAGCACUCUGUAGGGUAGCACUAUGGUGUUGCCUUUCCGUCCUCAUCUGGGUACAUUGACUUCAAUACAAAACCUAGGAGGCUCAUGGUUCUCACCCCCUUCCAUAAACCUACACGUCAUCCAACUUAUCAGAGCUCUUGCAGCAUGAAGUGACAUGUUGUCCAUCCAAUCAAAGGAUCAGAGAAUGAAUCUAGUACUGAAAGCAUAAGCUACAUCUAGCUAGCUUUGCAGUGCAUAACAUGUGGUGAGAAGUUGACUCAGAGAGAGCGACAACAGUUGAACAGUUUUUAACAAAUUAAUUUCUUAAAGUUAAGGAGACGGAAGUGCGAGAGCUAGCUAAAUUUCGUAGUGUUUUUUUCUCACUUUAACUUAGAUAGCGAAUGCAGCUAGCUGAUUUAGCCUACUCAAACACCCGCACAACAGAGGGAUGUUAUGUUAGCUAGCUGGCUAUGGCUAUCCAACACUAGAAAACUUCCAAGCAGGGCAUCAAAUUGAUUUUUUGGUCCACCAAAAAAAUCUACCGGCCAAAAUAUUUUUGCUGCUAAAACAAAACACAAAACAGAUGAGCAUGCUUUGUAAUGUUUCUAAAACAAUAAAUGUAUUACUAGUAAGAAGUAGUGUUAUAUUGUUUAAUUUCAUUUUUGAACAAAAAUAUCACAGAUGAGACAAAUGUUAAGGGCGGGAUGUUACCGUGGUAACGCGACUCGUCAUGUUUGUGCCUGUGAGAUUGAGUCUGACUAGUAGAAGCGUUGUCUACUCCAUCAGUUGAAACUCAAACAUAGAAAAACAACCUAGCUUGUGAACGAAACAAUGUAAAUGGCCAAGAAACACAAGGACAAAGUCCCACUUCAGUAGACUUUCGUUUCAAAUAAUUUAGACCCAUUUUUAUGUCUGUGUGCAGCGCUUCUAAAAAAGUAAUCUUUCACAGCCCCCAGCCAGGCAGUGAUGCAGCGUGAGGUGGAAUAGGCUAUUUUUGAUUCGUAGUUCUUUGACUUUGUGUGAUUUAAUUUACCAGCUAUGAAACUAAACAGCAGAAAUGUUUUAAAAACAGCUAAUGCAGCAUUUAUUUUACUUGACUAUUUUAAUUUUAAAAAAUGCGAGUGAAAUGCUUGCACUUUGGAGCCCAGACCACCUGCGGGUGUUAAUUUUAUGUCCUGCUUCCAAGUCAAGGUCAACUUUAGGUUUUAUUAAUUUAUUACCCCCGAGGUCCGCCGAGAAGGAAUUAUGUGAUCAUGCUGUUUGUAUGUGGCUGUAUUCAUUCCUCCGAUUCUAUUGAAGAAAAAAAGUUUCUUGAACAGAAACAAACGAAACAUACCUGAAUAGAAACUAUUGUUUGUAACUGUUGGACUAAUGAUUACACCCUAGAUCAGCUAGAUGCAGGCAAGAGCGUGCAAGGGUGUUGAAUGUGUCACUGUCUGUCAUCUUGAUUACUCAAUUUUGACUGAUCCUGUGCACCUACGUUGAAAACUUUCAUUCAUAGGUUAGGUUGUAGCAACCUCAUGAUGGAUAUAGGGACAAUUCAAGUAUCAUGUAGUAGCCUAAACCUAUCGAUGUUACAUUGAGCUGGGUGAAUGGAAUAUGAAUGACCGUCAUCAAAUAUGCUGUAAUAGAAAUAAGGCCUUGCUCAUUUAAAAAAUUUUCCUCCCUCACCUUAAACGGCACCGACCACCACUGAUUUAGGGUUAGGCAUAAGGUUAGCGGUGUGGUUAGGGUUAGCUGCUAGGUUUUAAAUACGAUUUUAAAGAAGUUAAAUUGUAGAAAUAGGCGGGGCUUAUGACUUUGUGCCUGUGGUAACUAGUGACAACCAGGUAUGUAGGCCUAAACAAUACCUCUUCGGCAGCUCCAAUGUGUUGAGCCGAUGUAGACUUCCGACCUGUCCAUGGCAGUAAGGUUAGUGCUAUCCGGGAUCCUUGGGACGUGAGUGAUUUACAUUGGAGGUAGAGCGGUGUUUGAGACAUGGGUGGAUCCCGAAGGUGCCCAGGGCCGGGUCUUUUUACAAAAACGUCUGUAGAGUCCGAAUGGUUUGAGCUACAAACUAUUAUCUAUAAAAAGGUGAGACUCUCACGAACAUGCACAUGUAACAUGUUUUGCACUAUGACGCUCACAAGCUACACGAGUCGUUAAAGGUAAGGGGUACCUACCUAGAAUAUCAUAGUGACAUGGUGUAAUAAUACUGUAAUAAGCUCACAUAGUUGCUGUCACAAACUCCACACAGUUGUCACUGACUAGUUGGAUAUUCAUUUCCCAUUGAGCAAACAAUUUCUGUACUUACAGCAUUCAUAUACAUUUAUUUUAAUCAAGUUUAUGCUUUGGCGGACCAUUUUUUUUGACAUUUGUCAGUAAAACUUAUGAAUGCAACGGUUUUAUGUCAAUUUGUUUUGUGUUCUACUUGUAGCCCUGGUUGUCCUGAAAAUAAAAUGGUAAAACACUUCAUUGUGAGACUAAAUAGGUCUGGACAUGCAGCUAAAUGAAAGUCAGAUAAAUGACUAACUACAAUCAAGUGAUUUAUUUAUAUUUUUUACUUUCUCAGGCCAUUGAGGAGGAAGGUGGAGAUCCAGAGACCAUUGAAAUUCCACUCCCAGCAGACACACCUACUAGAAAAAAUGCAAAUGCAAAAACCAAAGGUAAUUUGACAUUCCUAAUAUUUAAAUUACUGUUCAAUAUUUCUGUUUCCAGUUUGGAUGAUAUGACACCAUUACUUCUUUAGGAAAGAAAGUGGACUCUGACACUGACAAUCCAAUGGAAGAUGAGUCCUUCUCCAAGGAAGAUGAGUCCUUCUCAAAGGAAGAAGAAUCUCCUACCAAGGAAGAUGAAUCUCCUACCAAGGAAGAAGAAUCUCCUACCAAGGAAGAAGAAUCUCCUACCAAGGCAGAGGACGCUACCACCAAGGAAGAGGAAUCUGCUACUAAGAAAGAUGAAGCUUUUUCCAAGGUGAGUCACAUGAAUACGUUUACGUUUGUGUUAGGUUUGUGUAUACCCCACUCUCACAGUAGACUAGAGAUCAUUAGGUUACCAUAACAUGAUCAGAUAUUGUUUUAAAAAUUAAAUGUUGGUAUUCAGAUCGGUUAACCCGGUUUUAGUAAGGCAUUAGACUGAAACUAUCUUUGUAUUUACUUUUCUCGUUGGUCUCUUUUUCAGGAGGGCGACGAGGAUGACGUUGAAAAAGGUAUGUUUGUGCACACACCCUAUUGAAUUGAUGACUUUUUUUGGGGGGGGGUUUGCAGGUAGCCCCCUUUGUGUGAAGGUAAGAAUCUGCUAUGUCCCCUCUCUCCUUUAUGCCUUCCAUUUAUUUUGUCUGCUGGCUAGACACUCAGCCAGCCAGCCACCUAUUCAGGACUCAUAGUUCAUGAAUACAACAUAGAAGGGACAUCCUGUUUGUGGAGGACUCUUGCUUCUUUUUGUCACAGUAUUUUUUUGAGGGUGGGAUGUUACCUACCCUUCCAGGCCUGAGAUGCAAGAGGGCUCCAUCAACCAUACAGACGGCAUGGUACAUUCCCUCAAGAUAAAAAGCUCUGGAAUCAACAGGCUUCUUCAAGGUGAGGGAAAGGUAUGCACUGAAGAUGGAAAGCUGAGUGAGAGGGAGAUCCAGUGUGUGCUGAGGAGACCAUGGGGGACUUCUGCCCAUCGGGGCCCAUCCUCCUGUAGCACCCCAACUGCAUUACAGAUGUCUCAGACGGAGAGAAGAAAUCAUCACUGACCAACCAGGACAUGAUGUUCAGACUAGAGGACACAUUUGCUAAGGACUUGAGCCAGUCACUACAGUCACAAGGACGAUUAAAGAUGACAUCUAUUUUUUUUGUCCAACCAUCCCAAGUCACUUAAAGACAUUUUUACAAGGGAAAGAAGACAUGAGAGAGCCCUGGGCAGUAGAACGGCCAUAAAAUGAGACUGAAUUUGAACUCCAUGGCUUUGUGCACAGAUGUGUUUUGGUUACGGAAGAAGUUGGACAGAUGCUCUUUUCCUUUCAUUUGAACAAAUGCCCUCUAUUCAAACUGAAGAACGGGAAUGGAGCUCCAAAUGACAGGCGCAUUGAAGAGUAACUUCACUGUACAGUACUCAUAACUGUAAGGAUCGCAAAAGAAGUAUUGGUGUUGAAAAUGACAUGAAGAUUAUUGAACCGCACAACCAUUUUUCCAAUGAGGAAUGUAUGUUUUGUGUGUUCCUGUGGUCUUCAACCCUUCGAUGACCACUAAUACUAAACUUGCUUUCUAUUCUACUUUCUAGGUCAAGUAACAGACAUGUCAAUGUUAAACAUUGUGUUUUUUGCCAUGUUUUAUCCUUAUUAAAUCCCUCAGAUGUAACUGAUACAGAUGAUGGUACUCGCGAAAAUUCUAAACCUCCACCCAGUGAGGACGGCCUCCCAGAGGCCGAGAUUGAGGCAGAAGCCGAGGCGGAGGCCGAACAAGUGGAGGAGAUCGAAACUGAAGUUGCCGUCUCCGCUAAAGAAGACGAGGACGAUAACAUAUCCGUCACACUCCAGAAUGAAGAUGCGAUCACGCUGGAUGUUGAUGGCGAUGACCUCCUGGAAACAGGUAAACAUGUGAAACUUCCAGAUUCAGAGGCAGACAAGGGCUGUGACGAUCCAGAGGCCUCUGCUAAGACGAGCCCCAAGGAUGCCAUGAAGAUGGAAGUGGAAGGCCAUAAAGAUGGUAAGAAGGAUGACGGGACGAAGGUUGACUCCUCUAAGAAGGAAAGCAGAGAGGCCUCGAAGAAAGCUGAAAUGGGAGACAAAGACAAGGAUUCUGGGAAGAAAGGCCCCUCGUCUACUGGGGCAUCAGGUCAAGGAAAGAGGUUUGUCUUUCUAGCUAUGUCAGUUCUUUAAGAUACUACUACCAAGUUCCAGCUCACUGUGAACACAGCAUUGUGGGUAGCCUCAAGAAUUUUUUAAUUUUUUUCCCUAAUGAGAAAUGUUCGUUGAUGUACCUAAUGAGCCUCCCAUUUGUUACUUUCAUUUGGUUGUUUUUCUGAAGUUGGGUAAUUUGUGUCAUUAACCAGGAGCUGAAAACAGAUGUUACUUUCACCUUUCCAGCACGUUUGCCUUUUCCAGUUUCCACGUAGGACUUUUUAAAAGGGCAGUUGUCCCUGUGAUGUCAGUUUGUCAGAAAAUAUGAAAUGGUUCGCUGUGAAGUCGAACGCAAUACUGAAGAUUUCAUUGGUCCAGGGAGUAAAUUGGCUGAGAACAUGACCCAUAUCACCCGUGGAAAAGCAAUGAAAAAAGCCAUUAAGGGAGUUUUGUCCAAAUGCAAGCCUUGCCUGUGGGGAUUUUUUUAUAAAAAUGUUAUACAUAAAGCAAAAAAAGUUGUUUGACCUGGUGUACGUCAUAUUCCGCAGGGGCUUUCAUAUACUGGCACUCAUUUCUUGUUUCUUUUUAUUUGUUUGCGAAAUCUGCUUUGUAGUUCUUCAAAGGACAGAGAUGGAAAGGCCACAAAAGAUGACAAAGGUAAGCAUUUUACAAAUGCAUUUCUCAAGAUGUCACUACUAAUGAUCAGACAAUGAUGGUCAAGCAUAGCUCUUUAUGUAGUGCAUAUAAGCAAUGUGCAGUAUUGACUGGACAGCCAAAAUGGCAUUAUUUUCUCAAGCAUCAGAAAAAAUAGAAUUGAUCUUGGAAUAUUAGUACCACUGGUGUAAUCUGCGUAUCUAAAAUGUACAUUUCUUUGGCAUUUAAAGGUGUCUGAAAUGAUUUCAUUUUGUCAAAAGCACCUGCAUUUUAACAUGUAAUGCUUACCGUUAAGUAACAUUAGGCUCUUAGAGAUAUGUUUGUUACAAUGUGUAGACAUUUUUUUCAUGUAAAAGCCCCUACAGUGCAUGCAUGUAUGUUUUGAAACAACCCUAUUUCAGGAAGUAUCAGCAGUAGUAGUGCAAGCAGCUCCACUCGAAACAUAUGGGUGAGCGGCCUGUCCUCCAACACCAAAGCAGCUGAUUUGAAGAACCUCUUUGGCAAAUAUGGGAAGGUAAGCCUAGAGCUUAAAACAUCCAUAAAUUGUUUUGUGGUGGGGUACUGGGGUUUGAAUGGUUUGAUGUUUCUUACUGUAUGGGCGUCAUGGUUUUGCUUUGACUUAUUGGAAACAAUUUACUGGUUUACUACAAGCAGCAUGUAGGUGCUCCGCCUCUAAACAAAUUCCUGUCUCCACAGGUUUUUAGUGCCAAAGUGGUUACUAAUGCUCGCAGUCCUGGAGCCAAAUGUUAUGGCUUGGUGACAAUGUCUUCCAGUGCAGAGGUGGGAAGGUGCAUCUCCCACCUGGACCGCACAGAACUCCACAGCCAGCAGAUAUCUGUUGAAAGGGUAAGCUGACAAAGAAACAGUUGUUUUGCACAUUGUUCAGCUAGAAUGUUCAGAGCAGGAUUACAAUUUUACGGUUCAGAAUCUUGUCUCUGACGUCUAUCUUUUGUGACGUCAUAAAACCUCCAGAACUCUUGACGAUUCUAAGAUUCCAUUUUGAGAGUUUUCUGCAGAACAACAUUGGCUGACAUUCUCCUCUGAACCAUUGAGCCAAACAUGCGCUCUGUAAUUUUCAUUGUAGAGAGAAAAAAGGUUCAGGGUCCUUUUUGUUCAAUUAAUUGAAAUUACAUUGCUUCAGAAUUGUGACGGAGCCUUUAAAUACUGUGACGGUGUAUUUAUGUUGUCUUUUCAGGUUAAAAGUGAUCCCUUCAAGAAAGAACCUUCAAAGAAGGAAGCGGAUGACAGAACCAGCUCCAGCAAAUCAUCGAGUGACAAACGUAGUGCGUUUGUGUCGACAAGCAAGACUAGCACUAGCAAGUAAGUGAGGAAGAAAACACAAUCUGUCUUUUUCAGAAUGGGGAAAUUUGAAAGAAAUGUUCAUUUAUGUGCCUGCUCUUUCCCCCCUAAAGAACCCAGCCAUCCUCCAAAAAAGAGGAGAAGAAGUCCGACAAGCCAUCAGACAAAGACAGCAAGGAUUCAUCCAAGAAGCAGGAGUCUAAAAGCACAACAUCCAGCUCAGGCCCAGAUGCCUCCAAGAAAGAUGAUAAAAAGCAUGGAGGAAGUAUGAAUGCUCCCUCUCUCAGGUUCCUUUUUCUGUAUUGUGUUGUAGGGUAGUAAAAAUUAAAAUCUCUGUCCUGUUGUGUAGGGACCAAGAGUCCUGGCAAGAUGGUGGUGAUUGAUCAUGCCAAAGGAGACCUCAACAAAGUGAGACCGCCUUUCAGGAGGGGGAGAUUUGACAAGCCGGGUUUCACCAACAACAACAUGAUGCAGCGGAGACCCAGAUAUUUCAUGCCUCCCGAAGAGGUUUGUUGCAGUUUUUUCUAUCCGACAAAGUUUGAUCAUGGAACUUUCUUUUUUCAAUGUUCACGUCUACAUGCUUGUCUUUCCUAGAUGGAGAUGAAUAGAGGGAGCGUUUUCCCCAACAAGGGAGGCAGCAAAGACAUCCUCCCCUUUGAUCAGAUCAAAGAGCAGAGGUUGCGUGUGCGUAUGGUCCGGCUGGAGCGCGUCCGCAGAACUAUGGAGCUUCGCAGGUCAGCCUGAAACACAAACUCGUACUGUAAUUGUUGUUCUCUGUAGUACUGUGAGGAUGCUGGGUACUAAUGUUUCUGUGACUUUCCUGUCCCAUCAGGCGGCGUGAGAUAGCUGAGCGGGAACGCCGGGAGCGUGAGCGUAUCAGUCUGAUUCGGGAGCGGGAGGAGAGGGAGAACCUGCUCAGGGAACGCCAGAGGCUGGAGAUGGAGAGGCAGAAACUGGAGAGGGAGCGCAUGGAGAGGGAAAGGCUGGAGAGAGAAAGGAUCCGCAUAGAGCAGGUACUUGGGCUGUGCUUGGAUUCAAAUCAUUAAGGAUGUUUAGCCAACUAGGCUGUACCUUAGUUUAUUGCUGUAAAAACGAAAGGAGGAAGGUGAGUUGUCUACUCAUUGUUCGUUCUGGUGAUCUUUCAAAAGAUCUCAGGAGCAUUUUGAGCAGCUAAUGGUGAGCAAACCAUUUAGUGGAUUGAUAAUGUAAUGCCAACGUUAUCUCUGUGAUGCAGGAGCGGCGUAAAGAGGCAGAGCGUAUGGCUCGUGAGCGGGAGGAGCUGAGGAGGCAGCAAGAGCAGCUCCGCUACGAGCAGGAGAAGAGAAACAACCUGAAGAGAGGCCGUGAUGUGGACCACAGGUACACAAGGCCACACUGUGGAUGGGGAUGGGAUGUUUGUCUGGGUUUUGCUCUGUGUAGUUGAGGCUCUGAUCGUGGACAACCAGCUUCCACCAUUAUGUCCAUGAAGUUGUAGGAUAAGUUAGAGCAGCUUGUGCAGUACUGCUUUGUCCGUCCCCCAUGCACACAGACUUGUCUCUCAUACUAUCCUGGUCUGUCUGCAUCCCAUAGCAGGCAGGAAUGCUUGGUCUCAGAUAUGACCAGCAGAUGUCAAUUUGACCAUCAACUGAAAAGUGAAAGAUACAUUUUGGUAUCAUAUCUGACCAAGCUCAAAAAGUGGUAUUCCAUGCCAGUUUCCUUGUUGCCCAGUUAAAACAUGUUCUCCAUUGAAUGUUUCAGCCGGAGGGAUGAUCCCUACUGGAAUGGCAACAAGAAGAUUCCAGACUGAGUCUGAGGGCCGUCUCAACCAAGGCUCGGACUACAACCGCCAGCAGAACCGUUUCACUGAGUUCAGCCCCCGAGAGAGAGGCAGAGGCUUCCCCGAGGCUGCAGCCGCGGAGCCCAACACUAUUGAGAGGUAGGCCCUCUUUGAUAAGCCCUCUUAUUUAUAUAGUGCUUUUUGCAAAUACAGCAACCUGGAUCUAAACUGGCAAAGGGCAAGCUGCACACAGCCCACAUAGCAGUUUAGCAAGUCUAUCCCCCCACCCAGUAACAGUCAGCUCUUGACAGAAUCUGACAAUCCAUUUUGGGUGGGGGGGUUUUCAGACGUAACCGCUUCAACAGUGAGCCUGAGGCCAAGAAGGCCCGCCCCGCUGCUCGCAGGGACAGCUCUGGGUUUGAGCGCUACCCCAAGAACUUUGAGACUGUCCGCAGGGCCGAGCCUCCUCCAACUCCACGCGCAGACAUCCGUGACACAGACCGCAGAGAGAUCCGAGACAGGGACGAGCGGCGAGCGGUGCCCAUGACCGAGCGGCGAGCCGUGCCCUUGACCGAGCGGCGAGCCGUGCCCAUGACCGAGCGGCGAGCCGUGCCCAUGACCGAGCGGCGGGCCGUGCCCAUGACCGAGCGGCGGGCCGUGCCCAUGCCCGAGCGCCCAGCCGGGGGCAGAGCACCCAUUCCUGGCAUGUCUCAUACCGGCCGCUCCCCCAGAGGCACCGGGCACGCUGGUCAUGCUACUCAUACUGGGCAUGCAGGAUGGAAGAAUGACGGCGGCAUGAGUGCACCUAAGGGGGACAUACGGUGAGAAUGGAUGGAUGCCUAGUGUGCUUGUUUGAUUAAGGUUGUAGACAACGGCCUUUUGUUGUAAUCCGUGUGGUAAUAAUCCUGUCUCUGUGGUUGUGGUGUGUAGUGGAGCUGUGCGUACUGGGGGUAUGCGUCCAGAGCGUUCAGGCAGAGAUGGCCAGGGGCCUGCCCUCAGAGGAGGCUCCACAGCUAGCCGAGGAAGAUCCAACUUCAGUGGCCGAGAUGGAGGAAGACCCAUGGUCAUAGCAGACCAGGUCAGCACCUCACAAAUCCCCCAUAACUAAAUCUACACAUGCAAUACCCUCCAUUUCCUCUAUUUUUGUUACAUUUCAGAUAGGGAAUUCAUAACUACAAUCUCCCCUGUUCUCUACCCAGCAUUUCAGCUCUGGCCGCCAGGUGGUGGUGGAGCGGCAUGGCCGGGACCAGCCGGCCCCCAGGAAGGAGUGGCACGGUGGGGCUGGAUCCCAGGGAGGGGGCUUCCCAGACAGCCGCAGGAUGGGAGACAGCCGUGGCAGCAUGAUGGCCCCACACGCAAGGUAUUCACUGCAGUUGCAUUGACUGUGUGCUUUUCUCUUCAUCCAGAUUACAACCUCUCACUUUCAGUUAAUUGAAACUGGAACCUUUUUCUAAAUAUCGCCCUUUUCUGAAACAAGCCAUACAAAGCUGGUUGCAAUUCCAGUUUCAUCCUCCAGAAAAGACAGAACAAAUAUUACAACACAUAUUAUGGCUAAACUGAAAUAUACUAAUUGAUUAAAAAUUAUGGGGAAAAAAUAUUUGUUAAUGAAAUUAUGAAUAGGAAAGGUAGUUAUGUCACAUGUGCAGUUAACACAAAUAUAUGGAAUUGUUAGCUCUAUCCAAAAUUACAGACAACUGAUUGGUGCAUUACCGCAAAAAUGGAGGAGGCAAGUGGAAGGGGGAGAAAAAGGGGAAGUGGUUUGUCUGGCCUUUGGAGAUAAAAUAAUUGUGAUAAAUAGAAAAAUAUUUCAUUUGAGGACCAAAAUGCGGUGCCAUACUUGGGAAGAGAUUUUCGAUGUGCUGAUUCCAUGGCACAUGGUUUAUAAACAGAUACACAAAACAACGCUUGACUCAAAACAUACUUUUUCAAUGUAAAUUAUUAUACAAAAUUCUUGCCACCAAAAUAAGAAUGUCAUGUAUAUGGGGCAUACAACCAUGUCAGCUAUGCAGAUUUAGCUGCGAAGAGACAAUCAUUCGACCACUUAUUCUGGUAUUGCUCCUAUGUAGCCUGUUUCUGGUCACAGGUUCAGGAGUGGCUAAACGGUCAGAACAUUGUUCCAAAAUGGACCCUACAAAUAGCACUGUUGGGCGAUCAGGAAAGCCAUAGUCAAUCAAUCAACAACAAAAUAUAUAUUUUUAAAUCACAUCUGUUGAUAAUAUCCCAUUUAGAAAGGUUUGAGAAUCUGUGUAAGACAUCACAGAACAGUUGAAAAAUAAAUGGCACAAGGAAAUCAAGAGGGUGGUCUAUGGAGAUCGGUGGGAUGGGGUGAGAGAAGCCGAGUGGUGGAUGUAAUCUGUAAUAGUUGUGACUGAAAUUAAUAUAAAUAUAUAUAUAUAUAAUGUGUACCGGACUUGUCUGAGCACAAUGAAUUAGGCUUGGGCAGUAUCCAGAUUUUCAUACCGACAUUGUGCCAAGCCUGGAUAUUCCGUAAUACCGGCACUGAACACCAAGUGCACUAUUUUCAAAACCCACUGAUCCUCUGAAAUCCUAAGGUUAGCAAUGCUAACAAGUACAUUUAAUAUCCCAUAGAGAACGCUAACUAAAUACUAAAGAGGACAUUGUGAACAUCUUAUACGGUCUCUGACCUAAAGUAUUUGCAGGACAGACAUCCCAGCUCAUAAAGUUAUACAAGUAACUCAAAAAUGCUACUCACAGUUUGCUGCAUGCACAAAACAAAUAUUAGACAGCAAGGCUCUUGAUCCAUGAACGGAUUCUCUGCUGUUACCAAGCAAAGCUUGAUUUUGGAUGAAGCUAACCACUUAGCUAGAUGGCUAACUAGCUACUAAAUUAGCAAACCAAAUGCACAACUACAGAGCAUUUAGCACAUUUUAGACAGUUAAUAGGUAUACGAUAACUAACUAGAUCACUUGGCAUGUGCUGCACAACGGUGAGUGACUCAUAAGGCUCCGGUCUCCCGUUGUUGUGUGCUUGUAAACAAACACCACGUGACUGGGGACUACCGGUAAGCUUUAUAAUGAAAAAUUAUGACAGGUGAAAUGACCACGUUCUUCGUUCUCCUAAUUGAUUGCACAAGUUGACUGCAGGUAUUUACUUAAAGUAGGUACAAAUAUUUAAAUUCAAACGGUAUUGGCGGUAUGGAAAAACUCCCGUGGCUAUUUCCAUAUACCCCGGUAUACGGUAUUAUCCCAAGCCAACUAUGAAACCAAAUGUAAAAAAUUCCAAUGAAUCCAAAUGUGUAUAUCAAAUAAAAAUUGUUGUGAUAUUAUGUAAAUAAAAAGUACAAUGUAUGUAAAAAAAAAAAUAUAUAUAUGUUUUGGGAUUAUAGUGAAGCCAUAUUUGAGUUUGAGUCUUUACUCAUUUACUGUAUGCUACAGUAUGUUUUAGGCAGAAAUGUUUCUUUUUGUUUCUCCAGCCACUCUUCGUCUGCAAUGAACAGAAUCGUGCAGAUCACGAACAGUUCCAUGUCCAGUGUUGGUGGAUUCAAGCCCUUCAAAGGAGCACCUAGAAGGUUCUAACUGCCUCUCCCCAGAUCAGUUUAAGCUUAUUUUUCAAAAAUACAUUUUUUUUAAAAACAUCAUUUCUUUUAGUUGAGUAUUGUUUUAAGAGGCUGGUUUCUAGCCUUAAGGUUGAUAUAGACUUGUUUUGUUUGGUAUAGAUUACCUCAAUGUAUGGUUUCCUAACAGUUCUGCUGUGACUUAAACAACCUUGUGCACAUAAUGUUCAACUUACCUUUAGGAUAGAAUUGUACAGCUUUAGUUAUUUGUAACAAGUUUGAUGUUAACUGCUCUUCCCCUAACUGAAACUCAUGUACAAUGUCAGCAGAUCAAUGUAUUCUUUAACCAUCAUUUUUAGUUAUGCUCCUGGUGCUUCUGAAGGUUAUUAAAUUAUACAUGUUGCUAA
Coregonus sp. 'balchen' is the source of this 13653-nucleotide messenger RNA. The record is from the annotation of a GenBank genome assembly. Lineage: Eukaryota; Metazoa; Chordata; Actinopteri; Salmoniformes; Salmonidae.